AUGUUUAUACUUUUAUCCUGGAUAUGCAAUUUUUACAUUGAACAGAGUAAGUUUAAUAUAUCAAAGAGAGAGCAUAAGUAUCAUAUGAAAUUAUAUUUAAGAAAUGUCAGAUUACUGGCAGAAUGUGAAUAAAAAAAUCAUUCAAAUUUUGUAGAAUCAGAACAAUAGAUAAUUAAUGAUGAAGAGAACGAUGAAAAUGUUACAUCCAACAAUAGAAAGGGGAACAAAGAAACGAACAUACAAUGAAGCAGAAGUUCAUUUUAUAAAAAAAAAUUUGAUAAGGAAUAUAAGGAACGAAAAAAAUUAAUAUAUAUAGGAAAAAAAUGAUAUCACUUUGAAAUUAAUGUUUUCAAUAACCUUGAUUACAUAGAUUUUAUUAAAAAAAGGUCGUCAAUUAGCAAUAAGACUUAACAAAAAUUAGGGCGUAAAAAGAUUGGACAUAAAAUGUGUUUACCUACUCUAGCACGCACGUGGGUAUUAUUAGCAUCAUUACGAACUACAAUAUUUGGUUUAUUUAAGAAAACAAAAUUAGAAGAAUAUUAUGAUUUUACAUUAUUUCUUGUUAUAUUAUUCAUGCUAAUUGUCAUGUUCAUGUUAGGUCCUGUUUUUACUUAUAUGAAAUAUAGAAAACAUAAAAGAAUUAUGAAGAAGAUUUAUUAG
Messenger RNA from Plasmodium malariae, 660 nucleotides. NCBI's taxonomy places the organism in Eukaryota, Apicomplexa, Aconoidasida, Haemosporida, Plasmodiidae. The record is from the annotation of a RefSeq genome assembly.